AUGAGUAGUAAUGAUGAAGGUGCUUCAUCAAACUCGGUGUUGAUGCGUACAUUGCGUUCACCGUCACAGCCACAACAAAUAGCACAAACUUCUCCUCCUCCGCCACCUCCACCAUUGCCGCCAAUGUCAAUGUCUAAUAAUAACAACAAUAACAAUGGACAGCAUUAUACAGAUGAUCAUGACCUGGGCAUUGAUGAUCAUUUAGAUGACGACAUGAUGGUAUUGCCAUCAAUAACAAAAGGAGGCAACAACUCUGAUGCAGUAGAUGACAUACAUGCUCAGCUCGAACUUGAAGAGGACGACGAUGACAACAACAAUGAAACCGAUGAAGAUCAAAUCGACUCGGAGAUCGACCUGGACACAUUCCAUCAACUCGACGAUCCCGACGAAGAGGAGAACAGGCGUCGAAAGAUGAUCCUUUACAAGAAGAUGUAUAUCAAGUUGGACUUUGUGCUGGAGCACAUCAACAUCGUGCUCAGUGUCGUCUCUGUUGGCAUCUUCAUUGCAAUGAGCUACAUCGAGGUCGAGACGACAUCAUAUCACACGCUCAACUCCAUCCUCUUGGUGUUCUCAAUCUUCUUCAUCUUUGACUUUGUUCGACGACUUGUGCUCACCAAGAACAGGCGCAAGUACAUGCUCAAGGUCAGCACCUGGCUCGACAUCCUCUCACUCCUCCCCAUCAUCGUCACACUGUUGCCCAACUCCCUGGUCAACGUCAUCCCACUUGGUUUCCUCAGAGUGCUUCGCAUCCUCAUGGCACCAAGACUAUUCAAGUUACAUGGUGUAGGAACAACAUUCUUAAAGACAAGUCAACUGUUGGUAUCAUUGGUUAUAUUCAUUGUGCUCGUCGCAUCGAUGAUUACAUCAGUCGAGUCGGUACCAUUCCAUCAUUCAAUUUACUUUGCCGUAGUCACAUUGUCAACAGUUGGCUAUGGAGAUAUUUCACCAAAGACGAUCGUUGGUCGUCUACUUAUAUCUGUAAUCAUCCUCACUGGUCUCAUCUACAUCCCAGUAAAGACAACACAACUACUUGGAUAUCUAAAUGAAAGAAAGCCAUGGCAUGGAGCAUACAGGACCAACAAUAAGAAGUUUGUAGCUGUUGUCGGUAACAUCUAUGAGCGAUCAUUGAACACAUUCGUGAAUGAAUACUUCAAUAAUUCACGUAUCAAGAGGAUGCCACUGGUGAUAUUCUCAAAUGAUGAUCCACCAGAGUAUUACCAAGCUCUAUCACAAGGAGUGACGACCAAGCAUAUGUGUAUUUAUAUCAAAGGAACGAGUGGAAAAGGUGAUGAUGUACUUAGGGCCAACAUCAAGAAGGCCAGUAGUAUAUUUGUCUUUUCCAAACAGUACAUUGAUGACAUCAAUGAUGACUUGGAGAACAUCUUGAGAGUGAUGUCCACACGAACCUUUGUUCCAAAGGUGCCCAUCUUCACACAGAUAAUGAAUCCAAAGCUAAUACCCAAGAUGAUGUCAGCUGGUGCCACUCAAGUCAUCUCCGUCCAAGAGUUGAAGAUGAACCUAAUGGCACAGUCAUGUCUAUCACCUGGAUUCAACACAUUCAUCAUGAAUCUUCUGCGAUCGGAUCUGACCACCUACAAAGACGUUGAUGAGUAUGGUUCAGGCAAUGGAUAUGAGAUCUUCACAGAGUCAUUCUCCUCUGCUUUCGUUGGAAUGCAAUUCCGUUGUGCAGCCAAGUUCAUCUUCCAUUGCUUUGGAAUGAUUGUGUUUGGUAUCGAAUCAUUGAUCAAUAGGAAGCCAAGGAUCAAGUUGAACCCAGCACCACAUUAUAUCAUUCAACCAAAGGAUAGAGGCAUCUUGUUGGCAAAGACUAGGAUGGCAGCCCUGAGGAUAAAGGGCGUAUCUCACUAUCACAUUGAAGAGAGACAGCCUGAGCUUGAGGAGGACAAGGAGCAGGAGGCAAAGGUGGUCUGGAAGUACGAUCCCGACACAUCAAUAUAUAGAUGCAAGCUUGAGAUCUCCGAGGUGAGCAGGGCGAGGACCAAGGCAUCAAAGAAGUCUCUCCGCAAACUACUCAUUGACAAGAAGAAGGAGAUGAACUAUGACUUGUCCAGUUUGGACACUGUUCACACAACAAUGCACAGCGGACCAGACACCGACAGUCCAAUGGCAAGCGAGGUGUUCAGUUCAAUGCCCUCGGACACGACAUACAGCUCCACAUCGACGCCAACCACCUCGCCAAAUCUAAGUCAUAUCAAUCAUUCAAUGACUAUCCCGCCUCCACCUGCGAUCCCCUCACUCUCAGAGUCUGUCAAGGUUGUUCGUCGAUUCUGGACGAAUCACAGCUUUGAAGACAGUCUGGUCAACUCGGUCGAGGACAUCACCUCGGUCAACAAGCACAUCAUCCUCACUGGCCCCAUCUACCAUGUCGACGCCUUUAUAAGACCGUUGCGCGAGAACUACUUGCGUCGUUACGAGCCAAUAGUCAUUCUCACACAGGAGUUCCCAAUGGAUGAGUGGGAGAGAAUAUGCUCCUACCCCUACAUCUACGUCGUGAAUGGACAAUCACGUAGUAUGAAGGAUCUCAAACGAGCAGGCAUACUCAAGUGCUCCAAACUCAUUGUCAUGUCAUUGGAGGUACAGAGCAACGAGCCCUAUCUCAAGGACAAGGCCACCAUCUCCACCAUUGUCUCGAUCAAGGAGCUCGUAAAGUCAUUGGACAUAUAUCCAAUCUAUGAACUAACCGACCCACUUAACCUCCAACUACUACCUAAUAACCAGCAAUGGAAUCAGAAGGACCCGUACUACAUGGCACCAUCAUUCGCCAGUGGAAACGUGUUCCUGAGUAACAUCUUUGAUAGUCUUCUCUGUCAGAGCUUCUUUAACCCUCACCUGUUGGCAAUCAUCCAGAUCCUGGUGGGCAAGUCAGACCACCAUCGCAACAGUCGUGCCAAAGUCUUCCAGGUAGACGUGCCACCCGAGUACAUUGGACACCGCUUUGGCUACCUGUUCGAGUCCCUGCUCAACUGUGGCGUCAUAUGUCUAGCGCUAUUCAGAACAAAGACCGACGAUAGUGGCGGCAAGUUUGUGCACACCAAUCCAUCGGCGUCAACAAUGCUGAGGGAAAGUGAUAGGUUGUUUAUCUUACAUCGAGUGAAGCCAGCAACAACUGCAAUGGCGACAGUCAAUCCAGGUGUGUAG
This is a messenger RNA of Acytostelium subglobosum LB1, 3159 nucleotides long. RefSeq lists its product as hypothetical. Gene Ontology annotation, biological process: potassium ion transport. NCBI's taxonomy places the organism in Eukaryota, Evosea, Eumycetozoa, Acytosteliales, Acytosteliaceae. The coding region runs from base 1 to 3159 and encodes 1052 amino acids. The transcript is spliced from 7 exons. Gene Ontology annotation, cellular component: membrane. The record is from RefSeq and is a predicted model, not a curated record.